UUUAAUUGCUUCAAUGUUGUUGUUUGCCUCGCACUUCGAGAAAUUACAAAAUCACUUUCCACUUUCUUCGGGUCUUCUAUUUCCACCAUUAAAGCUCAAGAAAAGGAAAGGUUGUAGAGAUUGAGAUAUAUAGAGAUAGUGAUAGAGAUAGAAGAGAGAUAAAAAAGCAAGAGGAAAGAGAGUUCCUUUACUCUCUUCUUCUUCUUCCUCUGCAAAUCUGACAUAUAUUAUUAUUAGCCCUCUUUCAUUUAGGGUUUUGUGUCUCUCUUUUCAAGAAUCAUCUCUGGGGGACAGAGCUUUUAGAAGAUGUCUUGGGUUCGAUUCACGAUUGAGCAAAAAGAUGGCAACUUUGCAUACCCACCACCGUUUUACAAAGACCCAAUUCUUUCUCCGCCGUCUCCUCCUCCUCCGCCACCGUCGUCCGGUAACAGAAUCAGUCCGGCGGUUCUCUUUGUAAUUGUGAUUCUAGCUGUCUUGUUCUUCAUCUCUGGGCUUCUUCAUUUGCUCGUUAGGUUUCUCAUAAAGCAUCCUUCUGCUACUGCUUCUUCAAGGUCUAAUAGAUUCCCUGAGAUCUCAACUAGUGAUGCUCUUCAAAGACAGCUUCAACAGCUUUUUCAUUUGAAUGAUUCUGGUCUUGAUCAAGCUUUUAUCGACGCUUUACCUGUUUUUCACUACAAAGAGAUUGUUGCUAGUGGUGGUGGUGCUCAAGAGCCAUUUGAUUGCGCGGUUUGUCUCUGUGAGUUCUCUGAGAAAGAUAAGCUGAGAUUGUUACCAACGUGUAGCCAUGCGUUUCAUUUGAACUGUAUUGAUACUUGGCUUCAGUCGAAUUCUACUUGUCCUCUUUGCCGUGGCACUCUCUUUUCCCCUGGUUUCUCUAUGGAGAACCCGAUGUUUGAUUUCGAUGAUAUAAGGGAAGAUGAAGAGUGUGUGGCUGAGAAUGGAAGCCAGAAAACUAUGGAGAUCCAAGAGAUCGUUGUGGAGAAAGGUGUUUUACCGGUGAGAUUGGGCAAGUUCAAGAGGCUUGACAAUGUUGGUAAUGGUCAGGAUCAGGAUGUUGUUGUUGCUGGAGGAGAGACUAGUAGUAGUAACUUGGAUGCAAGGAGAUGUUUCUCAAUGGGUUCGUAUCAGUAUAUACUCGGUAACUCCGAGCUUAAGGUCCCCUUUGCCAACGAUAGACUGCCGAGAGUGAAACCUCAGGACAAGGACUCUGAGCAGACAGGGAACUCAUCAUCAGCAUCGGAAGAGAACAAAAAGAUCAAUAGUGUGGCUAAAGGAGAGAGCUUUUCGGUUUCUAAGAUUUGGUUAUGGCCAAAGAAAGACAAGUUCUCUUCAGAUGCUCAAAGAAGGUUGCCUUCUUCAUCACUUAACGUUGAUGAUCUUCCGAAACUCCCAUGGAUGGAAGAUCAUAAGAAGCUGGAGAACGACGUAAGGUAGUAUCUAUUGCUCAUUUUUAUUCAAUCAAAAUCAUCGAUACUUAGGGGUUUACUGAUCAUAUUUUGGGGGGAGGGGAUUCGUAACCAUAUGUUGUACCAUAUUGUUCAAAAGGGUUUUGAUUCUUGAUAAGAACUUCAGUUGCAUUAUGCUUGUUAAUCAUAUGAGAUCAAAUUAUAAAUUACGCAUGCUCAACAAUAAUGGAUUCCAAAAGACUGAUGCUUUAGCUUUAUUUUUAUUAUCUUUGUCUC
Molecule: messenger RNA, 1682 nt
Organism: Camelina sativa (false flax)
Lineage: Eukaryota; Viridiplantae; Streptophyta; Magnoliopsida; Brassicales; Brassicaceae
Product: RING-H2 finger protein ATL46
Molecular function (GO): ubiquitin protein ligase binding
Source: RefSeq, a predicted model, not a curated record